AUGUUGUCGAACCCGUUCAUUCGGGGUCUCACGGCUCUCUCACUCGCCGUUACUGUUGCAGCUAAAGGUGGUCAACAUCGCGUGAAAAGAGUAAGCGACACCAAUGCAGGGGAGCUACAUGACUUCCAAGUGUAUCCACCUGUUUUGACUGCGUCGGCGAACGCAAAUGGGAAAAACGAGUACGGAUGCGUUGUCACGCAAACUCUUAUGGACUAUGAUUUUGCAAAUAGCUAUGGCAGUCCUUACGUCGGAUUCUAUACGCCCCCGGACUGUGACUUCAACAGAGUGGUGAUCGAGUUUACCUUGACAUCCAAGGGCAGACAGUACGAUCGCCUGGCUUUAAUGUACUUCAAUUCGACAGAGAUCUGGCGAACAUCUACCGCUGAGCCAACUACAGAUGGAAUCUAUUACACAUACACAAAGGAGAUGCACCAAUACCUAUCGCUGUGGAAGGAACCCCAAAAGCUCAUUUUUGACUUGGGAAACAUCGUCAACUCGGAGUACACCGGAAUCUUGAACACUACUUUGACGGCUACCUUCUUCACUGUCCCAGAUACUCCUGCUGCUGCUGAUAAGAUUCUGCCGAUUUCUCGCCUGCUUGGAGCCAGCAAUGAAAGCAGUGUGGCUGUGCUGCCUAGUGAGAAAACUGCUGUCACUUACACUCUACCCCGGAAUCUUAAGCGCGCAGUGAUCAGCGUCUCUGCCUGUGGACAGGCCGAUGAGGAGUUUUGGUAUCAGAACACCUUCUCAUCUGAUGUCGAUACCUUUGAGGAUGUUUCUGGGGCUCUAUAUGGUGAUGGACCGUGGCGAGAGGUGCAGGUGCUCAUUGAUGGGAUGCUUGCUGGUGUUUCAUGGCCAUUCCCUGUCGUCUUCACCGGUGGUAUCGUUCCAGGAUUCUGGAGACCGAUUGUGGGUAUCGAUGCAUUCGAUCUACGUGAGCAUGAGAUUGACAUUACGCCUUUUAUUCCGUAUCUCUCCGAUGGAAAGCCUCACACCUUCGAUCUUAUCGUUGUCAGCAUUAAUGACCACGGCGGAGACUAUGCAACCAUUUUAAACUCUACCACUGACUCCUGGUAUGUGACCGGCAAGAUCUUCCUGUUCGAGGAUGAGAAGGACCAUAUCACCACAGGCUCCAUGCCGGUUAUCAAAGACCCGCUCCCCUCUCUACAAAUCACGCGUUCCAUUACAACCAACUCUACCGGAUCGAACGAGACGCUCACCGAGACUACCACUGCAAAGCGAUCACUGCUCAUCACUAGUCAACUGAAGACAUCCAGCGGGGAGAAAGAGGUCUCUUGGAGCCAAGAUAUUUCGUACGAAAACUUCAACCAGCUUACAGAUUACGGCUGGGUCCAAAGCACAACCCAGAAGACCACCGGAACCGAUAAGACAGGAUCGGGCAUUGGAUAUUCUCUGUCAUAUGAGUACCCCUUCACCUGUGACUGGUGGUACUUUGAAACAGAUGAAGAACUUGGGAUUUUUGGCAACAUCAGUCGAUCGCUCACUUUCGAUGUCUUGGGUCCAGCCGUGUUUCCCAAUGGCGUCCAGGCGUCGAUACUAGAUACCGCGGCUGAAAAGAGUCAAUCCGGGCUGUCAAAGGUCGAAGAAACUUUUGCCAGUGCUAGCCUUGGUUCAAGUUUGCGAACGUCACAAUCGGCUACUGCAUCCUACUUCAGUGAUGACUCCUCUACGACCAAUCCAAGCUAUAGCUUUGGAAGCCUCAACCAGACAAUGAGCUUCCAAGGUGUUGGAAGCGAUGGAAGCGUCGAAAUCUACAGUCGGGAUGUCGCCGUGGUGAACAGCACUAUUACUCACGAUCAGACGCUGUUUGAAGUGGGAUCCUCGAAAUAA
Molecule: messenger RNA, 1851 nt
Organism: Penicillium odoratum
Lineage: Eukaryota; Fungi; Ascomycota; Eurotiomycetes; Eurotiales; Aspergillaceae
Exons: 5
Coding region: 1-1851 (616 amino acids)
Source: RefSeq, a predicted model, not a curated record